This is a messenger RNA of Musa acuminata subsp. malaccensis (wild Malaysian banana), 1198 nucleotides long. RefSeq names its product rhodanese-like domain-containing protein 11, chloroplastic. Lineage: Eukaryota; Viridiplantae; Streptophyta; Magnoliopsida; Zingiberales; Musaceae. The record is from RefSeq and is a predicted model, not a curated record.
CGAUCGGUUCAACAGCCAUGCUCUAUUAGCAUGUUUCUAUCCUUUCCUUCUUCUUAGAAGAUAAAGCGUCGUGUUAUCCAUCAGUGGGUUUGCACUGCUUCGGCUGCCGGUGACUCUCGUCGAAGAUGGAAGCUCUUGGUCGCAAUUUCACCACCACGCUCACCACAUGUGGAAGUCCUCGGCGACACCAAGCCGCCGGCUUCAGGAGAAGAGUUCGAAUGCUGCCGGUCGCAGAGCCGCUCUUUCCUGCCGGUGGAGGAGGCUAUCCAUCCCGUUUCAAAAGAUUGAGCGGCAGUGUUAGGAUGGAUGCGACUGUUGGUGGAGAAGAGGAGGAGAUGAGGCAGGCCAAGGAGAUGGCCGCGGCUCGGAGGAGAUGGGAAACUCUGAUCAGGGAACAGAAGGUUAAGGUUCUUACUCCUAGAGAAGCUGGUUAUGCGAUUCAGCUUUCCAAUAAAACCCUACUUGAUGUUCGUCCAUCAACCGAGCAUGAGAAGGCAUGGGUUAGAGGUUCCACUUGGAUACCAAUAUUCGAUGUAGAAAAUACGGGUGACAUUGGAACUCUUUCCAAAAAAAUCACAAAUUUUGUCAUGGGUGGUUGGUGGAGUGGCAGCUCUAUGUUGGUGUAUGACAGGGACUUCCUAUCAAAAGUUGAGGAGAAGUUUCCAAAAGAAAGUGACCUUAUUCUAGUGUGUCAAAAGGGACUAAGAUCUCUUGCUGCUUGCGAACAACUUUAUAACGCAGGUUUCAGAAACUUAUUCUGGGUACAAGGAGGUCUGGAAGCUGCUGAUGAAGAGGAUUUUCCACGAGAAGGUCCCCAGCCUUUCAAGCUUGCUGGAAUUGGUGGCGUUUCAGAAUUUCUCGGUUGGACGGAUCAACAGCGUGCCAUAGGUGCUAGGGAAGGUUGGAGUUACCGGUUGGUCUUCACUGGUCGUUUGCUCGGACUCAUUCUUCUAGCAGAUGCCUUGUUUCUUGGUGCUCAAAGACUUGGCCCUUUACUUCAAGAAUGGAGGUCUCAUUGAGAAGUUCCAUCUUUUCACGCGACACUGUCAAAUCAGUUAGCUGAGUUUUGUUAGACUGAGGGGUUGGCAUUUCUUAUAUGCAACAUGUCUUGCUAUUGAUCACCUUAACAAGAUCUGUUUCUUGUGAGCCAUGUCUUGCUAUCUAUCACAUAAACAAUAUCCGGUUCUUGUUCUCACCA